Molecule: messenger RNA, 1018 nt
Organism: Tigriopus californicus
Lineage: Eukaryota; Metazoa; Arthropoda; Copepoda; Harpacticoida; Harpacticidae
Product: failed axon connections homolog
Exons: 1
Coding region: 132-881 (249 amino acids)
Cellular component (GO): cytoplasm
Source: RefSeq, a predicted model, not a curated record
UAAUUCUACAUUUGCAUGACGACAUUGGGUUUCAUUGUAAUGAAUAAACACCAGAAGAAAGAGGAGCCAAAAUGUGCCAUAAAAGUAAACACUAAUGCAAUAUCAACUUUUAUUCCUUGAUUAUAGGCGAAAUGUCUGUGGAGGCGGAUUACACCAUUGUCGUUCAUACCUUGGAUCGUGGACCCACCGCUCCAAGUGGCUCGCCUUAUGUCAUCAAGUUGGAAACCUUCCUUCGCAUGGCUAAAUUGAAAUAUGAAUUGGAUUUUAAAAAACCUUUCAGUAAAAAGGGCAAAACCCCUUGGAUCACUUACAACGGACAAGAUAUCGCCGAUUCUCAAAUCAUCCAAGAAUUUUUAUCUCAGAAGCAUGGAAUUGUUUUCUCCGCUCACUUGACUCCAGAGGUAAGAGCCGUUGCUCGAGGAAUGAGAGCCAUCCUAGAAGAUCAUUUCUAUUACUCCUUCUGUCUGGAUCAAUGGGUUUACAACGACGUCAAAAACGUCUUGAAUUAUUUCGCACCUUUACCCAUCCCCAAGUUAUUCGUACCUUUGGUGCUCCGCAAGUGGAAGAGCAGCAUGAAACAGAGUUGCAAAAGCCAAGGAAUUGGUCGCCACACUCAGGCCGAGGUCGAGAAGAUGGGUCGAGAGGACCUUCAAUCCGUGUCUGUCUUUUUGGGAGAGAAAACUUACAUGAUGGGGGACAAGCCAACUGAACUGGAUUGCUUGGUUUUUGGCAUGACAGUGAUGAGUUUUUACACGGCUCCAUCACAUAGCCCUUAUUACAAAGCCGUGGCUGAGGACUUUCCUAAUCUGAAGCGUCACCUAGAUCGAAUGAAGGAGGAAUAUUGGCCUGACUGGGAUGAUUGUUUGUACAAUAAGGCAUAACAAUGAGCGAUUUUGUAGGGAACGAAGACCAUGUGCCAUACCCAAUCUCACUUUAUUCAAAAAUAUUUCUGCAACUUCCUUGUGAUAUGCAAUUGGAGAGUGAUCUGAUAAAACCGCAAUAAAUGUUUUGUAGUCAG